CAACUUCAACAGUUGAACUCCCCCUCAAAAGCACCUCUUUCUUACAUAAACAACGCUCUCAAAAAAGGUCCACUCUCCUGUUUUCUCUCUUCUCUUUCCUCUUUCAUUUCUCCUUCUUUCCAAAAUCUAACACAAACCCACUUCCCAAAAUCUCUCCUUUUCCAAUACCCAAUUCCCCAAAAUCUCCAUAUUUUCUCCAUAAAUCAAAUCUAACCCCACUUAAUCCCUAAUUUCCCCUGUUUUUAAGCCACAAUGUCUUCAGAUGAUGAAGCAGAAGAAUACCUCUUCAAGAUUGUUAUAAUUGGUGAUUCAGCUGUUGGUAAAUCUAAUUUAUUAUCUAGAUAUGCAAGAAAUGAGUUUAAUAUGCAUUCAAAAGCAACAAUUGGUGUGGAAUUUCAAACACAAAGUAUGGAAAUUGAGGGAAAAGAAGUAAAAGCUCAGAUUUGGGAUACUGCUGGUCAAGAAAGAUUUAGAGCUGUUACUUCUGCUUAUUAUAGAGGUGCUGUUGGUGCUCUUCUUGUUUAUGAUAUUUCUCGCAGAACUACUUUUGAUAGUAUUGGUCGCUGGCUUGAUGAACUUACCACUCAUUCUGAUACAACAGUAGCACGAAUGCUUGUGGGAAAUAAAAGUGACUUGGACAACAUAAGGUCAGUAAGCAUCGAAGAAGGCAAGAACCUUGCUGAAGAGCACGGACUUUUCUUCAUGGAGACAUCUGCUAAAGAUUCGACCAAUGUAAGGAUGGCUUUUGAGAUGGUGAUCAAGGAGAUAUACAACAGUGUGAGCAGGAGAGUUCUCAAUUCAGACUCUUAUAAAGCUCAGUUAUCUCUUAAUAGGGUAAGCAUUGUUAAUGAUGAAAAGACGCAAAACCAAGGGUUUACUUCCUGUUGUUCUAGGUGAAUUUUCGCGGGCACAAAAUUGUCUGCACUCGGAAAUACACUGAAUUGUUUUUUCCUACAGUCAGUGCUUUUUAUCCUUAAUUAUUAUUUUUUUAAAAAUCUAUAUCAAUAUCAAAUUUUUGUACUUGAAACAUUAUAAUUUCCAAAUCAUAUUUGAGUGGUAUAGUAAAAGAUGCAUGACAUCCCUCAGCCCAAAAUUAAGGUGCUGAUUCUCAA
Molecule: messenger RNA, 1112 nt
Organism: Chenopodium quinoa (quinoa)
Lineage: Eukaryota; Viridiplantae; Streptophyta; Magnoliopsida; Caryophyllales; Amaranthaceae
Product: ras-related protein RABA5d-like
Exons: 2
Coding region: 253-897 (214 amino acids)
Cellular component (GO): endosome
Molecular function (GO): GTP binding; GTPase activity
Source: RefSeq, a predicted model, not a curated record